Molecule: messenger RNA, 2393 nt
Organism: Brassica rapa (field mustard)
Lineage: Eukaryota; Viridiplantae; Streptophyta; Magnoliopsida; Brassicales; Brassicaceae
Product: probable mannose-1-phosphate guanylyltransferase 3
Biological process (GO): GDP-mannose biosynthetic process
Molecular function (GO): GTP binding; mannose-1-phosphate guanylyltransferase (GTP) activity
Source: RefSeq, a predicted model, not a curated record
AAAAAUAAAAGGUAUGAAAGCAUAAUAACAAUUGAAGCUAUUUUUAUAAAGUUGUACACAUGGAAUUUUAAACGACCAAUAAUACGAGUCUACAUCAAUCUUUAAAAAUAUAUAGAAUAUAUUGCAAGAUAAAAAUGAAAAAUCAACAUGAAAAACUUAUAAAAAUUAAAAUUAUGGGAAUCAAUGAAUCUAUAAGAGAAAAAGUAAUAAUGUCGGUACUGUUUGAGUAAAGCUAAAGACUUUUUUGGCCAUUUUUUUACUUUUACUAUUUAUAAUUAGCAGAAUACAUGAUUUCUAAGUUGUUGAAUUGCUUUUUAAGAACAAAAUUUUAUAUUUUGAAAUAUUAUGGUUUUAAUUCCAUUAAUUUCUAGAUAAAUUUUGUGAGGUUUUCUUCUAUUUUUACUUUUAAUAAAUUUUUAUAUUAUUAAUUAUUUUCAUUGCAAUCUAUAGUUGAGCAUAAGGAUCAUGUAAUAGAAUAUUAUGAAAGGUACAUGUGGUUAUAGGACAAAGAAUUAGAAUUAAAGCAAUUUAGACAUAAAAACAGAAGACAAACAAAUAAUAUUUAAAAAUAUGGUAAAAACAUAAUUCAUAAUAUUUUUAAAAAAGAGAUUAGAAAAUAUGAGAUAUGUGAGAAAGAAAAUACAUGAAUAUAAACAGAUAAGAAAUUGAUUAAGAAAAAGUAUAGUUAUGGUUAGACUAAAACUUCAUAAAAAGAUGAAAAUAAACCCACAAGUGAUAGAAUAGCCUUUUAUUGUAAGAUAUAAAAAAAUAAACCCACAAAAAGAUGUAAAUCUUCUUUUAAAAGAAACAAAUAUUUAAUUUAUAAAUAUACAGGAAAAUUAAGAUUAUAACUAGUAUUUUUUUGGUAUGGGAUAUGACAAGAGUCAUUUAGCUGAAUAACCACAAAAUGGGCCCACCGAAAGAAAAGCUCUAGUUAAUCUACUUAGAUUUGAUUGGUACGCUGACAAAUCAGAAAAAGGUUUAAAAAAAAUAUUAUUGUAUUCAAUUGGAAUAUUCUUGUCUUUAUAAUGUACAUACAGUACGUUUGGGCUGAAUCAUCAUCGUCUUCGUAGUUUCUUACAUAUCAGAGCCGCAUUGUCAAAACGAUUCAGUAGAUCUGUGACGACUUCCUCAAAAUCUCAUCAGAAUGAAGGCUCUUAUUCUAGUUGGAGGAUUCGGAACUCGAUUGAGACCGCUUACAUUCAGCAUUCCAAAACCCCUAGUUGAUUUUGGAAACAAGCCCAUGAUUUUGCAUCAGAUUGAAGCUCUAAAAGCUGCUGGAGUUACUGAAGUUGUAUUAGCUAUCAACCACCAACAACCAGAGGUGAUGUUAAAUUUUGUGAAAGAAUAUGAGAAAAAGCUAGAGAUGAAGAUCACCUUUUCUCAAGAAACCGAACCCCUCGGGACAGCAGGGCCUCUCGCUUUGGCUCGUGACAAGCUUAUCGAUGAAUCAGGCAAACCCUUUUUUGUGCUGAACAGUGAUGUUAUCUGCGAAUAUCCACUGCUCGAGAUGAUCGAAUUUCACAAGAAUCACGCUGCUGAAGCUUCAAUCAUGGUGACCAAAGUAGAUGAUUCUUCUAAGUACGGUGUGGUGGUUAUGGAGGAGGAAGGUAAAGAAGAAUCAAGAGUUGAAAGUUUCGUUGAGAAACCAAAACAUUUUGUAGGGGACAAGAUCAACGCUGGGAUAUACCUCUUGAACCCGUCUGUGCUGGACAUGAUCGAGCUGAGACGGACGUCGAUAGAGAAAGAGAUAUUCCCUAAGAUAGCGUCAGAGAAGAAGCUUUACGCCAUGGUGCUACCAGGUUUUUGGAUGGACAUUGGUCAGCCAAAAGAUUACUUAACAGGGCAGAGAAUGUAUCUCCGCUAUCUAAGAAAGAAUGCACCAGAGGAGCUUUUAGCGUCGUCCGGAGAUCACGUGAUCGGGAAUGUUAUUGCGGAUGAGACCGCGGUUAUAGGGGAACGAUGCUUGAUAGGACCUGAUGUGGUGAUUGGUCCAGGAUGUGUGAUUGAAUCCGGUGUGAGAUUGUUUGGUUGCACUGUUAUGCGCGGUUCUCGGAUCAAGGAACAUGCUUGUGUGUCUGAUAGUAUCGUGGGAUGGGAUUCAACCGUUGGAAGUUGGGCUCGUGUAGCUAACAUAACGGUUCUUGGCAAAGAUGUUCGUGUCGCUGAUGCAGAGGUUUAUAGCAGCGGGGCUUCUAUCCAAGAACAAAUCAUAUGACUAAUUAAUAUAUGUCCAGAAACUAUGAUUGUGUGUUUCUUUUUUUUUACUAUAUGAUCAUCAUAUGUCAGAAUCUUUUGAACCUUUGUGGUUUUCAAUUACUUUUCUUUCUUUUCAAAAAUGGUUCUUAUUUGACACUAUUCUUAACUCAAAAUAGACUAAAAUCGCUCUAUUA